Molecule: messenger RNA, 1490 nt
Organism: Aedes albopictus (Asian tiger mosquito)
Lineage: Eukaryota; Metazoa; Arthropoda; Insecta; Diptera; Culicidae
Exons: 3
Coding region: 237-1490 (417 amino acids)
Source: RefSeq, a predicted model, not a curated record
GGGAAAAAAGGGGAGUUAAUUUAGUUUAAUUUUGACCAGCCAAGCUGUUCGGUCUGGAUCAGCAUGUUGUAAGUGCGUCUGAUGAUGGCUGAAGCGUAGUAAGCCGAAACGCGUUACGCACAAGAAAUACAUGCGAGUUUCAUUACAAUUCACCGAUAAAAGCCAAUCAAACCAAAUAAUAGUAAAGGUCCACGGUGAUUAUCUUCAACCGAUAGAAGUUAGUUGGCAAAGAAAACAUGUUGUUAGUGAACGAAAUCUCGAACAAGUAUGGAGAAAAUAGCCGGCGCUUUAUCUGGCGCUUUCUGAAAGUGUCGAGCCGCCUAGCGAGGUCGAACAACCGAAUCAAGUUUCUCCUGAACUGCAGAAGGUGUAAAAUGGUUCCACCGUGUCUCAAGAUCAGAAACGACAUAAAAAUAGACAACGAAGCGUCGAAGCGAGAACUUGAGAAGAUCAUGUUCAAGCACCGUAUCCGUCUUCUGAGCCUAUUGAUCUCCGAUACGAAACGUACAAUGGCUAGCUUGAGACAAACGAAGCAGAACAUGAACCGUAAGAUAGACGAAGACUUCGAUCAACCCGACGCAGAAAGGAUACGCAAGAUGGUGAAAGAGAAAACUGCUACGAUCUUCGAGAAGGUUAGAGCGAGAGAGAGACGGAAAGUAUCCAGUAUGAAAACAAGGCAGGUAAUGCAAAUGAACAACGAAGCUGAAUGGAUAGUGAACACUACGACUGUGGAAAUCCCGGACUAUGUGGAACGAACACUCAUGCUGGGCCCAAAUUUCAACAUAGAAGACAAAGGGGAUGUUCCAUACGUGGAGUUGGUUGCGAGCAUCGAGAAAAGCAUUCAGAGAAAAGAAAAUGCGGAUGAAAUCAGGUCGGAAGUGUCCAACGCGAUGAUAAACCAUAUCCACUAUCAUCGACAACCUCGCCACCCACCAGAGGAGUGGAUCCAGAAGGAAGUUUCCAAAAGUAGGAAGUUUUUGAAAGAAAAUCCAAACCUGGUGGUAACAAAAGCGGAUAAGGGGAGCAAAACGGUCAUCAUGGAUCUAAACGAGUACCAAACCAAGAUGCAGGAUCUUCUCAACGACGGAACCACGUACAAAAGGAUGACUACGAAUCCGACGAACAGAGUUCUCAAGAAAAUGAACAGUUUUAUCGAUGAAUGGCACAGAAAGGGCUACAUUGAUUUCCGCACACAACGGAGAUUAAAAGAUUCGAGCUGCAACCCACCAAGAAUCUACGGAUUACCAAAGAUUCACAAAGAGAACCGUCCGCUCCGGCCGGUGGUGUCAACUAUAGGAUCGGCAACAUACAACAUGGCUCGAUUCCUGGCGGACGUAAUCGGAAAAGUGGUUGGAAAAACAGUUUUCCACGUACGCAACAGCUUCGAUUUUGCAGAAGAAAUCACAGGAGUCCAGACAAGUGAAGAAGAGGUAUUGUUUUCGCUGGAUGUGGUCUCGCUCUACACGAACAUAGCUUCGUCGAUGCAGUAA